AUGACGAUGACGACGACGGGGAAGCUGUUGCUCGUCGUCCUGGCGUUGAGCGUUUUCGCGGAGGCUGACCGAACUACGAAUUCGCGAACUGCCUCAUGGGUUCGUCCGAAGCCGUCCGAAACCGCAUCCUCCCAUAUCCGAAACAAGCGUCUCGUCGCUGGUGUCCCGGGAAAACCCGUGCAAGCGCCGAGCAAAGCGUACCAGGCAUGCAUAGCACCGGGUAGCAAGCCCGGACACUGCAGGCACCUGUCCAGCUGCGGGGAUGAAGUUUUCCGCUCGAAUUUGCCCCGCAUGAUGGAAUAUAUGUGCGUGAUCGAGAAAGAAUUCAUAGGGUUCUGCUGUCCGGACGACAUGUCGGCCGGCUCUAGCCAGAACAGCGCCAUGCCCGUUGGCGGCCUCGCUGGAUCUCUACCGGCUGUCGCAACCGAAGGCGACGACGCGAUGGUCAUGCCGGACGACGAGAACGCGGGCGACCGAGGCGGCCGAGCAUCUCGAGGCUGUGGCCUUAGCACGAGAGACCAGGGCCGGGUGACCGGUGGCCGACCUACCAGCUCUCGCGAGUGGCCCUGGAUCGCCACGAUCCUCCGCGAAAGCGAGCAGUACUGCGGCGGUGUUCUCAUCACGGAUCGGCAUAUUCUCACCGCGGCCCACUGCGUUUACAAAUUGAAGCCUAGAGAUCUGACGAUACGACUGGGCGAAUACGAUCUGCGCUUCCCGAACGAGACCCGCGCGCUGGACUUCAAGGUCGUCGAGAUCCGCAUCCACAACAGCUACGUGGCGACGACGUACAAGAACGAUAUCGCCAUCCUCAAGAUCCACCGGCCCACGAUUUUCAACACCUACAUCUGGCCGGUCUGUUUGCCGCCCGUAGGCGCCGUAUUUGAGAACAAACAGGCCACCGUUAUCGGAUGGGGCACGAUGGCGUACGGCGGCACUCCCAGCUGGAUCCUCAAAGAAGUGACCGUGCCCGUUUGGCCGCAAGAGAAGUGCGUUACUAAAUUUACUCAGGAAAUUACCGCAAAGAACAUCUGCGCCGGUGAUUACGCUGGCAACGGCGACGCCUGUCAGGGAGACUCCGGUGGUCCACUGAUGCAUCAGCUGGGCAACGGUCGCUGGGUGAACAUCGGUAUCGUGUCCUGGGGAAUCGGCUGUGGUAACCCCGACAAGCCUGGCAUCUACACUCGGGUAAACGCUUACCUCGACUGGAUCUUCGCCAACACUAUCUUCUAAGUUGCUCCUAGAUAAUGUUUUUUUUUAUCACAUGCAUGCCUUGAAAACAAAAAAAUUCAACGACGUUAAACUAAAUAAAAAAAAUAUAUAUGAAAUG
Messenger RNA from Nasonia vitripennis (jewel wasp), 1327 nucleotides. It is a transcript of the gene SP67, whose product is annotated as serine protease 67. The record is from RefSeq and is marked inferred. The coding region runs from base 1 to 1230 and encodes 409 amino acids. NCBI's taxonomy places the organism in Eukaryota, Metazoa, Arthropoda, Insecta, Hymenoptera, Pteromalidae. The transcript has 8 exons. Gene Ontology annotation, molecular function: serine-type endopeptidase activity. Gene Ontology annotation, biological process: proteolysis.